Rhododendron vialii is the source of this 2634-nucleotide messenger RNA. Its product is annotated as two-component response regulator ORR24-like. The transcript is spliced from 6 exons. Gene Ontology annotation, molecular function: DNA binding; DNA-binding transcription factor activity. Gene Ontology annotation, biological process: phosphorelay signal transduction system; cytokinin-activated signaling pathway. Lineage: Eukaryota; Viridiplantae; Streptophyta; Magnoliopsida; Ericales; Ericaceae. Bases 436 to 2361 code for a protein of 641 amino acids. The record is from RefSeq and is a predicted model, not a curated record.
AAAAUAUGCUUGCUUUCAUGUGCCGGUGUGUUGUUGGUUGAAAGUCCAGUUCUGUUCUUGCCAAUUCCCAUCACCAUCGUUGUGAAUUUUAUUUUAGUAUUUUUGUUGUUGGUAAAGACCAUCGUUGUCAAUUUUACAGCUUUACUUGCUACAGCCACUCUCUCUCUCUCUCUCUCUCUCUCUCUCUCUCUCUCUCUCUCUCUCUCUCCAUCAUUGUCAAUUGUACAGCUUUAUUCACUUGAACCAGUCUCUCUCUCUCUCUGAUCCCUCCAUAAAGAGCGCGCCAUUUGCCAUCUGGGUGUGUUGGGAAAGUUUUUCUUUUGGGAAAGUUCCAAAAGAAAAACUUCUUCCAUGGUCAAAACCCAACCUUCAUGCUGUGAUCUCUGUUUUUGUGCUCUGUUUUGAUCUGGGUUUUCAUAAUUUCGCUCUCCAAAUAUGACUUUAGAGGAAAUUAAAGGAAGUUUAGGGGGUGAAAAUGAUAAAUUCCCAGUGGGUAUGCGGGUUCUUGCCGUUGAUGAUGACAGAACUUGGCUGAGGAUAUUAGACGAAUUACUAAAGAAAUGCCAUUAUCACGUCACAACAACUAGUCAGGCAAAAGCGGCUUUGAAAAUGUUACGGGAAAACAAAAACAGAUUCGACCUAGUUAUCAGCGAUGUGCAUAUGCCGGAUAUGGAUGGUUUCAAGCUCCUAGAGCUCGUGGGCCUUGAAAUGGACCUACCUGUCAUUAUGCUGUCAGGAAAUGGCGAUCCCAAGCUUGUGAUGAAGGGGAUUACACACGGUGCUUGUGACUAUUUGGUGAAACCUGUUCGAAUCGAGGAGCUGAGAAACAUAUGGCAACAUGUUAUCAGGAAAAAGAAGUUUGAUUCUAAAAGUGAAAACAAUUCCAACGCUCAAGACAAGGGUCACCAAGCAGGUGGACAAGCGCAUUCGCCUGAUGGGGCCACUGAUCAAACUAGGAAGGCAAGUAGAAAAAGAAAGGAAGAUGAGGAAGAAGAACAAGAAGAGGAAGAAGGUGAAGAGAAUGGACAUGAAAAUGAGGACCCGGCUACCCAGAAGAAGCCUCGGGUCGUUUGGUCCAUAGAGCUUCACAGAAAGUUUGUUGCAGCUGUUAACCAAUUGGGCAUCGAAAAAGCUGUUCCUAAAAGGAUUCUUGACAUGAUGAAUGUUGAAGGGCUUACAAGGGAAAACGUGGCAAGCCAUCUUCAGAAAUAUAGGCUUUACCUGAAACGAAUCAGUUCAGAGGCCACACAGCAAGCAAACAUGGUUGCUGCAUUUGGGGGUAAAGAUGCUUCUUAUAUGCGCAUGAGUUCACUAGGUGGGCUUGGAGAUUUUCGCACAUGGGCUGGACCUGGGCGAUAUUCAAAUUCCAACAUAUCACCAUAUCAAACAGGUGGAAUUCUAGGUAGAUUGAAUAGCCCUGCUGGAGUGAACCUCCGUAGCCUUUCUUCUUCUGCACCAUUCCAACCUGGCCAUGCCCAAAACUUAACCACCCUUGGGAAGCUCCAGCCAGUUGUUUGGCCGUCAAACCAAAACCCCAGUUUAUUUCAAGGGGUUCCCACAUCCUUGGGGCUUGGCCCAUUUCAACCAGGUGGUGCUUCGAGCAGUCCUUUCACUGUACAUGGAAAUGGACAACACCUGCAAGAUGGGGGCCUAUUUAGUAGUCAACCUUCUUUCAAAGUGGGUUCACUGACUUCAGAACCUUUUAACACUGCCGUUGGUGGUUCUAAUGAAAGCUGGCAUAGUACAGUUGAAGUGCCAAACUACUCGCCAAAUUCUUUGUCAUUGAGUGGACCUUUCGAUCACGAUCGGCUGACUCCAAAUAGCAUGAGGAGCAACAAUUCUUCCAUGGCUGCACAUAUUCAGAAUGGUCCACUUGAUUUUUCUUCUACCAAUUCUAUUUCAGCACCCAUGGAGGAUUCAAGAGGAGAGAUUCAUUUCCAAGCAGGAUCUGUUGGUAAUGGUGUUCGAAAUAUGAACCAAGAAACGGCCAAGAGGUGGGACUCAAAUCAGAUUUUCAGUCCUUUCAACUCUGUGGUUCCUGCCAAUGGUGUUGUGUCCCCCUUAAGCCAGAGUAUGGGUCAAACCAAUGGAGUCUUCCAUAGAAAGACUGAUCCAGCGUUGGUCAGCCGAUCACAUAGCAGUGCUCCAACUCUUGCACAGCACAUUGGGAUUGAGAAAUCAUUUAUGGACCCAAAGAUGAGGUCCAAUGAAGACUACACUUCGGAGCAAACCAAGUCACUGGGUGGUCAUGUUCAUGGCGGCUAUGAGUCCUUGGAUGAUAUAAUGAAUGCAAUGAUCAAACGGGAACAAGAAGGAUCAUUGGAUGGAGAAUUUGGAUUUGGUGCUUACACAUUCGGAUAAUGCUCGGAAGACACUUGUAGCUGUUGAAUCUCAGAGAAGAGGGAGAGCCUCAGCAGUAAAGUUUACUACUCUGAGGAAUCUGUAACAUUGUGUAAUUAGUAGUUUUCUUUCUGUUCCUUUCCUUUUCCUUGUUCUUUUAGUGCACGGUUUUUUAUUUCCCUCUUGUACCAAAGUUUGAUUCCAUGCCUACAAUUGCUAAUGUUUGUUCUAGAUUUUGUUGGAACGAUGACCUAAGAAGUUCUUGACAUCUGAAGGAUUUUCUUUUGUUUUUCA